AUGGCGAAGACUAGCAUGUCGGGCAUAUGGGCGGAUAUUGUUGCUUAUCGUCGGGUCUAUCUCCUGACAGCAGUGGCCUCCUUCGGUGGCAUGCUUUUCGGAUGGGACACUGGUCUCAUAGGAGGAGUCUUGACGAUGAAGGCUUUUCAGCAUUCGUUCAAUUUGGACAAGGAUAGCGACGACUUUAGUAAUUUGCAGGGCAAUAUUGUCUCUGUGCUUCAGGCGGGAUGUUUCUUCGGUGCUUUGUCUUCAUUCUACAUCAGCGAUAAAUUCGGCCGCAAGCGGGCAUUGAUCAUCGCCGAUAUCAUUUUCAUCAUCGGGUCGAUCGUUCAAACAUUGUGCGCACUUGGUACGACGAGCCUCGCACAGUUGUAUGUUGGUAGGGUCAUUGGUGGUUUUGGAGUUGGACUCAUCUCAGCUGUUGUCCCUACGUACAUUGGCGAGAACGCGAAUAAAGAGAUUCGCGGACGAUGCAUCGGAUGUAUGCAACUUUUCAACGUUACCGGUAUCUGUUUGGCUUUCUUCGUCAACUACGGCAUCAACCUGCAUAUCCCCGGUCUUUCCUCGUCGAAGUGGCGGAUCCCAUUCGCACUGCAGAUGCUUCCGGGUGCCAUUCUGUUGGCCGGCAUCGUUUUCAUGAACGAGUCGCCCCGAUGGCUCGUAGAAAAGAACCGCAUCUCGGAUGCCAGAAAGGCUCUCUCCAUCGUCCGAGCCAAGCCCAUUGAUGACGAGGCUGUAACACGCGAACUCGACGAGAUCGUCCUCGACUUCCAGGGACACGAGAAGAUCUCGCUCAGGGACCAGCUCAAGGACGCUUUCUCGAGCAAACGCAUGUUCUAUCAAUGCUCGUUCGCGGUGAUCCUCAUGUUCUGGCAGCAGUGGACGGGAACCAACAGCAUCAACUACUAUGCACCUCAGAUCUUCCAAUCCAUCGGUCUGAAGGGAACUUCUGCAGGACUGUUCGCAACAGGAGUGUACGGCAUUGUCAAGAUCGUCUGCACAGCAGCGGGCCUGAUGUUUGCAACAGAGCAAAUGGGCCGCAAGUGGAGUCUCCUGGUAGGCUCAGCGGGCCAAGCCUUCGCUAUGUUCUACAUCGGCGUCAACCAAGCAGUGCACCCGCCCAAGGAAGGCAGCGCCCUCACCGGAAACAGCAUCUUCGCAAUCAUCUGCGUCUAUCUCUUCGUUGUGUUUUAUUCGUUCGGCUGGGGACCCAUCCCUUUUGUUCUUUCUAGCGAGUGCAGUCCGAAUAGAGUGCGAUCCCUCGUCAUGGCAGCAGCACUGAUGACCCAAUGGCUCUUCAACUUCGUGAUUGCGAAAAUCACACCCAUCAUGCUCGACAAGAUCACCUACGGCACGUUCCUGCUCUUCGGCAGCGCGUGCAUCAUGAUGGGCUUUUACACGGUCGCCUGCGUCCCUGAGACCAAGAACGUGCCGCUCGAGUCGAUCCACCUGCUGUUUGAGGGGGACAUCGUCAAGGGGUGUAUUAGAGAUACCGUGCCCCGGUACUCGCGGGCGAAGCAGUUGCAGAAUCACAGGCAUGGCGAGGAUGAUCAUGAUGGGAUGAGUGUGGAUGAGGGGGUGAAGAAGGGGGAUGAGACGUUGAGGGUUGAUAGGGUGGAUAGUGUUUAG
Aaosphaeria arxii CBS 175.79 is the source of this 1629-nucleotide messenger RNA. RefSeq names its product MFS quinate transporter-like protein QutD. Gene Ontology annotation, molecular function: carbohydrate:proton symporter activity. Bases 1 to 1629 code for a protein of 542 amino acids. Gene Ontology annotation, biological process: transmembrane transport; carbohydrate transport. The record is from RefSeq and is a predicted model, not a curated record. The transcript has 10 exons. Gene Ontology annotation, cellular component: membrane. NCBI's taxonomy places the organism in Eukaryota, Fungi, Ascomycota, Dothideomycetes, Pleosporales.